AUGACAAUUUCUUAUGAGGAUUCAAUUGUUACUUUGUUUUUUAAAUGGAAAGCAAAUCCGAAAGAAGAGCUUGGAUUGAAAUACUACUUUGAACAACUUGUGCCCAUUUUUGAGUCCUAUUCUGAGCGUCUUCCUAUCACUUUCAUUCUCGGUUUUUAUGUCACUCAAAUCAUUCAAAGAUGGUGGACACAAUUUCAAUUAAUUUCCUGGCCUGAAGAUCUCCUUUCCGUUGUUUAUAUGAUAAUUGUGGAAAGAGAUGAAGCACAUAAAAGGAUAAAGCAUCAAAUAACGAGAUAUCUCAAUGUGGCUAAUGUUUUGGCGUGGCGAGACAUCUCAAGCCAAGUUCGGAUUCGUUUCCCUUCGGUUCGAAAUCUCGUCAAGGGUGGUCUGCUCACAGAGAAAGAAUUCAAUCGACUUGAACAUGAAGGUAACAUCUCCGGAGCUCGUUGGAUGGUCCCUCUCACUUGGAUUCAAGAGAUCAUGUCCACUUAUGUUGAGGCAAACCAUUCUCGUCUACCACUUGUUGGAACUUUCUUGUCCGAGCUUCAAAAGACAAGAGCCUCGGUCCGGAAUCUUUACUGUCACGAUUGGGUACCGAUUCCGUUAGUUUACACGCAUAUUGCAGCUCUCGCAACUUAUUCCUACUUUGGUUUUGCUCUGAUCGGGCGUCAAUUCACCGACAAAAGCACCGUCGAUCUAGUGAUCCCAGUCUUCACAAUGGUUCAAUUCAUCACUUACGUUGGCUGGUUAAAAGUUGGAUUGGAUCUUCUUAGACCUUUUGGAGACGAUGAUGACGAUAUUGAGUUGGGUUAUAUUUUGGAUCGAAAUCUCGAAGCUUCUUUUGCUUUCACGCAUAAGAUUCACCCAAAUGGAGCACCCGAUUUUGAAAAUGACGAGAUCUGGCAACACUAUCAAGACGAAACAAAUCCCCAUUUGAGUCGGGUCAGAAACAAAAUUCAGAGUCAAUUAUUCAAUGGAGGACGUUGGGUUCCUCAAACAAUCAAUCAAGGACGAGCUUUUAUUGGAGAGGCGCCAAGGUUGCACGCUUAUGUCACAAUUGGACACCACAAGUUGUUGCAGAGAAGGAGACAUAAAAAGAGUUUCAUCUCUUGG
This is a messenger RNA of Mesorhabditis belari, 1113 nucleotides long. The record is from the annotation of a GenBank genome assembly. NCBI's taxonomy places the organism in Eukaryota, Metazoa, Nematoda, Chromadorea, Rhabditida, Rhabditidae.